CCCAGCAGUGCACCCACCUGUGCCACUCUGCAGUGCCACCUACCUGUGCCCAGAAGUGCCACCUACAUGUGCCCAGCAGUGCCACCCACCUGUGCCACCCACCAGUGCAGCCCAGCAGUGCUGCCAGUCAGUGCCACCAUCAGUGCCACCAGUCAGUGCCCAGCAGUGAUGCCAGUCAGUGCCGUCUAUCAGUACCCAUCAUCAGUGUCACCUAUCAGUGCUGCAUAUUAGUGCCGUCUAUCCGUGACACCUCAUUAGUGCUGCCUAUCAGUGCCGCCUAUCCGCGCCACCUCAUUAGUACUACCUAUCAGUGCCCUUUAGUGCUGCCUAUCAGUGCCCAUCAGUG
This is a messenger RNA of Staurois parvus, 346 nucleotides long. The record is from the annotation of a GenBank genome assembly. Lineage: Eukaryota; Metazoa; Chordata; Amphibia; Anura; Ranidae.